AGUGGCUUCAAUCCGCGCUUGAGUGUAUUUACCUCCAGGCCAAGAUGGCCGCCUCGUAGCAGCAGCAGCGAGAAGCGAGAGAAGAACAACUUUGACACGCUUUGAAAUCCCGAAACAGAGCCUGGAAACUCCCGAGAGAGAGGCAUCGCCUCCUCGCCCGUUUGAAGUGAGACCCGCACCGAGCCGGGGAGUGCAGAGCGCGGCGCUUCCCCCCCGGGACGCUGCUGGUGUUUAAUAACAGAGCGCGGCUCCGGCGGGGACGAGCUCGGUUAUAUUACACAGGCAUGGCAGAGCCCAGGAAGGUGGCCUUCAUCACACUGUCGCCCCCGGAGUGCAAGAAGCGCUGCCUGGAGGACGAGCCCCGCAGCCCCGCGGCCCCGCAGGCCAGCGGCAAUAAUGCCUUCCCCGGGGCGGCGGUGGAAGCGGCGGGCGGAGAGAAGGCUGCAGAGCGGCGCAUCACCGUCCGCUUGAAUCUCCGGCUGUCCGAGCCGAGCGAGCAGGCGUCGGCCGAGUUUAACUACAGCGAGCUUGUCCAGUCGAUACAGGUGAAGAAGCCCGCUGUUGCCUUGGCGCCCGUGCCCACCAAUCCAGACGACCCGUUUGAUGAUGACGAGCGCGAGAGGCUGCAGAUGGAGGCGAUGGCUCGGAAGUUUGAGAGCAAAUACGUGAGUGAGCCGAAAACGUCACAGAAAAGAAAGGGGGCGUGGCUACAGCACACACGCACGCAGGCGGUGCCCCGCCCCUCUCGGUCUCGACCACGCCCACCCCCGAGGGCUCUGGCGAGGAGGGGGCGGAGUCGAGGGCGGAGUCAGAAUGAAAGGUUCGGAGCGCUCUGGCGAGGAGGGGGCGGAGUCGAGGGCGGAGUCAGAAUGAAAGGUUCGGAGCGCUCUGGCGAGGAGGGGGCGGAGUCGAGGGCGGAGUCAGAAUGA
Messenger RNA from Polyodon spathula (Mississippi paddlefish), 929 nucleotides. Its product is annotated as ubinuclein-1-like. The record is from RefSeq and is a predicted model, not a curated record. The transcript is spliced from 3 exons. The coding region runs from base 285 to 929 and encodes 214 amino acids. Lineage: Eukaryota; Metazoa; Chordata; Actinopteri; Acipenseriformes; Polyodontidae.